Contarinia nasturtii (swede midge) is the source of this 323-nucleotide messenger RNA. RefSeq names its product ankyrin repeat and protein kinase domain-containing protein 1-like. The record is from RefSeq and is a predicted model, not a curated record. Lineage: Eukaryota; Metazoa; Arthropoda; Insecta; Diptera; Cecidomyiidae. The annotation marks the transcript as partial. Gene Ontology annotation, molecular function: protein binding. The transcript has 5 exons.
GAAAUUGGUCGAAUGGAUAUUGCACAACUACUCAUCGAUCAUAAAGCCUAUGUUAAUGCAAGAAGUAAAAACAGCACGACGCCCCUUCACGUAGCUGCAAAAUUUGGUAAACCGGAUAUUGCCAGACUUCUCUAUAAUCACGGAGCUUUUGUUAAUUUAGUAACUGAUGAUAAAUGGUCAGCGCUCCAUUUCGCUGCAGAAAAGGGUUAUAAGGAUAUGGUUGAUCUUCUCAUUAAGUGGAGAGCUUCGAUUUUAGCAAAAACUAACGAUAAUUGGACGCCUCUCCAUUUUGCAGCAAAAUCUGGUCAAAUGAAUAUUGUUGA